AUGGGCAUGCUGACGUUUGGUCGUUUCCUCAGCCGGCCCUACCCUCACCUGCGGGACGGUCCGACCAUCUUCUCUCUGCAGCAGCAGUUUUUGAUGGAGAACAGCCUGCGCGAACGCAGACGGUCUGAUUCUACGAUGGCGGAGUCGCUCGCGUCCACGCCCUCGGUCGAACUUGACACGCCCUUUGGCGAUGAUUUCGCCGACCAAGAUGACUUCUAUUCGCCCCCCGCCUCCCCCGGCAAGCUGUCGCGCAACCCGUCUUUCUCCAACAGCAGCUCGUACCAGGAGGACUGGGAGACGUUCCCGCCACUGGACAAGCUGACCAUCUUUGACCUGCUCGACAACAUCCAGCUCUCGCAGCGUCUGGAGAAAUGGCAGCAGACGAUCAAUAUGCAGAGGGCGAAGGUCCGGCGGCAGCACGAGAGGAUCAAGUCGACGUCGAUGAACGCCAAGGACCGCGUCGUGGGCGAGUGGAAGCGGCGCGUCCCCACUGCCGACGAGCAGCUCGAAAAGUACCGUCGCCGCAUGAGGGAUGGAGUGGAGCGGCUGGGCAAGCAGUGGAAUAAGACCGCUACCGUCACCCUGCGGGAGAAGGUCUCGUUCAUUGCCGGCGUGCUCAAUAUCUUCAUCAGCGGCUAUUUGAUCGGCGCCUGUCCCGAGUACUUUUACAUUUGGUUCAGUGCUCAACUGGCAUAUUUCAUGCCCAUCCGGUUUUACACCUACCACGCCAAAGGCUACCACUACUUCCUGGCGGAUCUCUGUUAUUUUGUCAACCUGCUUUGUAUGCUGAGCUUUUGGGUCUUCCCCAGUCCAAACGGCUGUUCAUCAGUACGUUUUGUCUGA
Penicillium alfredii is the source of this 843-nucleotide messenger RNA. RefSeq names its product glycerophosphocholine acyltransferase 1. Lineage: Eukaryota; Fungi; Ascomycota; Eurotiomycetes; Eurotiales; Aspergillaceae. The record is from RefSeq and is a predicted model, not a curated record. The coding region runs from base 1 to 843 and encodes 280 amino acids. Gene Ontology annotation, biological process: phosphatidylcholine biosynthetic process. The transcript has a single exon.